AUGUGGUCAAUCUCACUGAAAACUUGGCAGGAUUUUAACGCCUCUUGCACAGCACUGCGAUUCUUCAACUGGACGCUCGUACCCUUCGGCGAUCCAUUCUUUCGUGUGUUUGGGGAGCAUGUCAAACCCCAACUGACGUCACUGUCACUAACCGCAAAUUUGCGCUGGAGCUACGAGCGCUAUCUCCGCCAUUAUCAUGGCUCUGCAACGAGAGAGGACGAGUGGGAUACCCACCCGGACUACGGUACUUCUUGUCAUUAUCCUGGCGAGGCAUUACGAGGAUGCCCCGCACUGAAAAAAGCUGAUUAUUGA
Molecule: messenger RNA, 312 nt
Organism: Phytophthora infestans T30-4
Lineage: Eukaryota; Oomycota; Peronosporomycetes; Peronosporales; Peronosporaceae
Exons: 1
Coding region: 1-312 (103 amino acids)
Source: RefSeq, a predicted model, not a curated record